CUUUGUUAUGAGGCGGACAGUGAUGAAAAAAAAGUACUGUUACAUUCAGUUGUUGAUGGGAGCAUUGAAUAACAUUGAAUUUUACAAACCUACAAAUUAAAUUCACCCAUGAAAGCACAUACCAGACCCCAUUUGUUUGUCAUAUUCUCUUGCCUCCUAUGAGAGCCUCUUGCUUUAAAUACUCCAUUCUGAUCAAAUUUAUUGCAGGCACCAACCAAAACGCUUCCCAAAUCCCAUAGAAACUCAAACACCAUCACAUCCUCAGCCUCCCCUCAUUCCUCACACACAGACAAAAUACACAAAACAUAGAUCCAAUGGGAAAGAAAGCUCUCAGACUUCCCUCUCUUUUCAAAACCAAAGAACCACCAAGAAACCAUCACCACCACCACCUUCUUCACAAUUAUCAUCCAUGGCAAUUCAUACCCUCUUGCGGCCACUCCAAGACUCUCUCUUUCCGAGGUGCUGCCGACGAUGACAUCUUCAAGACAGUUAACUCCGUCUUCUUUGACCCUUCCGAGAGUGUCAUCGAAACUCCCAAGUCAUGGUUCACCACCUCGUCCGAAUCCGCCAGCAUCUCGACCGAGUCAGAAGACUAUUACUGCUGCGACGGGGAGUCUCUGGAGAUGUUGGUGCGUGGUGUGAGAUCAGAGAGGCUUUUCUUCGAGCCUGGUGACACAAGCUCCAUCUUGGAAAAGGCCAAGGCCAGUGGGUUUCCCUUCAAAGAAAGUGUGGUUCUUGCCAUGGAAUCAGAGGACCCUUACGAGGAUUUCAAGAGAUCAAUGGAGGAGAUGGUGGAAUCUCAUGGAGUAAGAGACUGGGAGGGCUUGGAGGAGCUUUUGACUUGGUAUCUCAAGGUCAAUGGCAGGAACAAUCACGGAUUCAUAGUCGGUGCUUUUGUUGAUUUGCUCUUUAGUUUAGCAGCUUCUAACGAUUCUAACUCUUGUUCUGAUUCAACUGCAUAUUCUUCUGCUAUUUCUUCUUUUGCUUCUUCCCCCUUGUGUCAUGAGAUUGUCGAGCAUGGCAUUGGGAAUGAUGAUGCUGUAACAUCUUAGCAUUACCAGUUAUUUCUCCUAUCCUUCUGCU
This is a messenger RNA of Vigna angularis (adzuki bean), 1083 nucleotides long. Its product is annotated as transcription repressor OFP13. The transcript has a single exon. The coding region runs from base 315 to 1052 and encodes 245 amino acids. Gene Ontology annotation, biological process: negative regulation of DNA-templated transcription. Lineage: Eukaryota; Viridiplantae; Streptophyta; Magnoliopsida; Fabales; Fabaceae. The record is from RefSeq and is a predicted model, not a curated record.